Molecule: messenger RNA, 1125 nt
Organism: Insectozyma verbasci
Lineage: Eukaryota; Fungi; Ascomycota; Pichiomycetes; Serinales; Debaryomycetaceae
Source: the annotation of a GenBank genome assembly
AUGUUAUCUCGUACUUCAAUUCGUGCUUAUAGUUCAAUACCAAAUUCAAUUAAAAUAGCAUCAAAAGAACAAUCAAUUAAUGAUUUAACUUCAUUAUCUAUUAAAAUAAAAAAUUCUGGUUCUUCGGUUGGAAAAUUUGGUAUAUCUCAUUUAUUAUCAAAAUUUGCAUUUUUAAAUAAUGGUGGUAAAUCAGCAUUAAGAUUUGUUAGAGAAAGUGAAUUAUUAGGUGGCGUUUUUUCAUCACAAGUUACAAGAGAUGCAUUGAUUUUAAAAGCAUCAUUUUUAAAAGCAGAUUUACCUUAUUACGUUUCAGAAUUGGGUAACAUUGUAUCAAAUACAAAAUUCACACCACAUGAAUUUAAAGAAGUAGUAUUACCAGCUGCAAAUUAUGAAACUCAACAAGCUUUAAAUUCUUCAUCUAUUACUGGUUUGGAAAAAAUUCAUGAAAUUUCGUUUAGAAAAGGUUAUGGUAAUCCAUUAUAUUAUAAUUCAUCAACUCCAAUUUCCUUAAAUGAAAUUGUUCAAUUUUCAAAAGAUCAAUUUGUUGGUGAAAAUAUUGAAAUUUUAGCAGAAGGUGCUAAUGAAGCUGAUUUAACUAAAUUUGUUGAAGAAAGUGCAUUCUGUUAUUUACCAUCUUCAGCUAAUUCAUUAAAACCAGAAGUUAAAUUUUAUACUUCACAAGAAACAAGGCAUGCUUUACCAGGUCAAUCAACUGCAAUUAUUGGUGUACCUGUUAAAACUUCAGAAUUUGGCAAAUAUGAGUUACUUUCAGCCACAAUCGGUACUAAAACAUUACCAUCUUUAACUACUCCAUUAUCUAAAAUUGAAGGUGCAUCAUCUCAUUUAUAUAAAUAUGAAAAUGCAGGAUUGUUUGUUAUUGAAGUUACAAAUUCAAGUGCUGAAAAAGUUGCAAAUGGUAUUAAAGACGCUAAAAAAGUUUUGGAAAGUAUUACUAAAGAAGAUUUAUCUAAAUCUGUUAAAUCUGCAGAUUUAUCAAUUGCAUUACAAGAUAAAUUUGAUGCUCCAUUAAAUAUAAAAGUUACUCCAGAACGUCCAUCAUUCAAAGAAUUUAAUUAUGUUGCAAUUGGUGAUCUUGAUAAAUUACCUUAUAAAUCUGAUUUAUAA